AUCACAUCACAAGCAUAGAUUAUAUAUCUACCAUGGUUAUCAGAGCCCUUCGCCACACAAGAAAAGUAUGAGAAAACCUUGUUGUGACAAAGAAGGCACAAACAAAGGUGCUUGGUCCAAGCAAGAGGACCAAAAGCUCAUUGAUUACAUCAGAACUCAUGGGGCAGGACGUUGGUGUUCCCUUCCCAAGGCUGCAGGACUACAUCGUUGUGGCAAAAGCUGUAGGUUGAGAUGGAUAAACUACUUGCGACCGAACAUUAAACGCGGGAACUUUGCGCAGGAUGAAGAAGACCUCAUCAUCAAACUCCAUGCCCUCCUUGGCAACCGGUGGUCACUGAUUGCUGGAAGGUUGCCAGGUCGCACAGAUAACGAGGUGAAAAACUAUUGGAACUCUCACAUACGCAGAAAGCUAAUUAAGAUGGGAAUUGAUCCCAACAACCACAAGCUACACCAAACCUUUCCAGUUCCAAAACCUUGUCAUAUUUCACGACCUGCUAGUACCGCACAAUCUUCUGCCAACAAUGAUAGAAUUUCUGACACACACAGUUGUCUUGCAGAAGAAACAGCAACAACGCUUUCUUCAACACCCCACUUAAACCUUGACCUAACCAUUGCAUUCCCUUCAUCACCUGCACAUGCUCUUCUUCAACACAAAUCUAAACCUACAACUACAAGGAACAUCAUCCAUGACCAUCAGGAUUCUGCUCCCACUGGCCUUCUCCUUUUUCUGUGAUUAAUUAAUGUUACUUAGACUCAAGUGUAUAUAGUGUUCAAUACCAUAUCUAUGUACACAUGCCAGCGUUUCAUUAUUUCCAUCUUUA
Molecule: messenger RNA, 821 nt
Organism: Cajanus cajan (pigeon pea)
Lineage: Eukaryota; Viridiplantae; Streptophyta; Magnoliopsida; Fabales; Fabaceae
Product: transcription factor MYB8
Source: RefSeq, a predicted model, not a curated record